AUGACUGGUGAAUUUAUAUCGCUUAAUGGCAAUGAUUGGAUGGCAAUUAGUCAAAAUAAAUCAAUAAAAGUGAAAGCUAAAGUACCGGGAAGUAUACACUCAGAUCUGAGACGAGAGGGUGUACUUAAACAGGAUAUUUAUAUACAAUAUAAUGAUAUUGAAUAUCAAUGGGUUUCGUUAGACAACUGGACUUAUGUCAAGACAUUUACGGUCGAUUCAUAUAUAUUAGAGAAAAUAACUGUUAAUCUAUUGGUCAAAGGCAUUGAUACUGUUAGCAGUAUUUUCAUAAAUAAUAAACUAAUUGGCAAAACUAACAACCAAUUUGUUAGAUAUAAGUCUAAUGUCAAACAAGUGCUAAAAUUAGGAAAAAAUACUAUUCGUGUGGCUUUUCAAUCGGCUCCGGCAUAUGUUAAACAACAGUUCAAUGAUUUUCAACAAAAAUAUAAUUAUACCAUUCCUUCAGUUAACGAAAAUAAUUAUGCUUUCAUACGUAAAAUGGCCGCAUCUUUUGGUUGGGAUUAUGGCCCAUCAUUUCCAACUCAGGGUAUUUGGAAAGAUAUUGGUCUUGAAGUAUACGAUAUGGGAAUUAUCAGAGAUAUUGUUGUGAAGACUAACAGAUCUAUGUCUCGCUGGACAUUAAAUUUGAUAGUAUUUCUUGAGUUAACGACACCACCAACUGAUAGAGUAUUGAAUACAAAGUUUGAUAUUAGUUUAGAUGAAAAUGUUUUAAUUAGUAGAAGAAAGCAUUUAUUGAAAACUAAUAGUAAUGAAGAAAUUAGUGUCAUGUUUGAGAUCAAAAUUCCCGACACUUUUCCCAUAACGUUGUGGUUUCCCAACGGUGUGGCAAAUAAUACACAAAAAUUAUAUGAAUUGAAAGUUAACGUAUCGUUUGUGGACAACAACAACAAUGAGUGGUCUUCACUGACAAAGAAAAUAGGUUUUCGUACGAUUCGUUUGGUUCAAAAACCGGUUAAACCAAUGGGUUUGACAUUUUAUUUUGAAGUCAACGAUCUGGCCGUUUAUGCAAAGGGAACCAAUUGGAUACCGGCUCACAAUCUUCUCGAUGUUGUUAUCGAUGAAUACGUCCGACACUUAUUGGUUUCGGCAAAGGAGGCCAACAUGAAUAUGAUAAGUGUGUUAGGAGAAGGUGUCUAUGAGACAGACUAUUUCUAUGAGUUGGCCGAUGAAUUGGGUCUUAUGAUUUGGCAUAAUUUUAUGUUUGACGUCUCUCCCUAUCCGGCAAACACGGAAUUUCUUCAAACAGUUGAUCUGGAAGUACGACAACAAUUGAGACGUAUUCAACAUCAUCCGUCUAUUGCUAUUUGGUCGGGAAACAAUGAGAUAAAGUAUUGUUCAUUAAUACUUUUUACAAAUCAGAAACAACUAAACAAUGAUUAUUAUCGUCUAUUUGUUGAACAUAUUAAACCUAUUGUCGAAAUUGAAGACCCGAGUCGACCGUUUAUAACAUCGAGUCCAUCAAAUGGUUUACAAACCAUUAAAGAUAACUACACUGAAUCAAUACUAUCAUCCAAUGAUAAUCGUUACGGUGAUGUACAUUUUUAUGACUAUACCAGUCCAUUGUGGGACUGGCAGGUCUAUCCAAGUGCUAAAUUUGUAUCGGAAUACGGUUUCCAAUCGUAUCCAUCAUUGGCAACAUUAUCGCAAGCUUUUUCUGUCAAUGACUUUACAUAUCCUUUAAGUAAAGCCUUUAAACGCCGUCAAAGAAAUCAUUACGUGUUUAACUCAAUUGAGGAUAUGAUCAGCCGAUAUUUUAAGAUGCCUUCCAAUGGAACUAUCAAUCGUUUCAAUGAUUUUCUAUAUUUAUCGCAAAUAACUCAAGCAAUGGCUCUUAAAACUGAAACUGAAUUUUAUCGCCGAAAUCGUAACAUUGAUAACGAAACAGGCAAUGGAUUUACUAUGGGUGCCAUGUAUUGGCAUCUUAACGACAUAUGGCAGGCGCCCACUUGGGCUUCAAUUGAAAAUACAGGCAAAUGGAAAGUAUUGCAUUCAUAUGCCAAACAAUUUUUUGAUAAUUUAUUGGUUGUUCCCUAUGAAGACAAUAAUAAACUCAAAAUUUCAUUAGUCAAUGACUAUUAUGAAAACAUUGAUUUUAAUUUGAAAAUUAAAGUCUAUAAGUGGUCACAAAAUAAGCCAAUCUAUGAGUUGUAUAAACUUGUAAAAAGUGACAGUUUUUCGGCACAAAUAGUUUACAUUAAACCUAUCGACGAAUUGUUAACUGAAUCUAAAUUUACAGAUGUUAUCUAA
Molecule: messenger RNA, 2265 nt
Organism: Oppia nitens
Lineage: Eukaryota; Metazoa; Arthropoda; Arachnida; Sarcoptiformes; Oppiidae
Product: beta-mannosidase-like
Exons: 10
Coding region: 1-2265 (754 amino acids)
Biological process (GO): carbohydrate metabolic process; glycoprotein catabolic process
Molecular function (GO): beta-mannosidase activity
Source: RefSeq, a predicted model, not a curated record